AUGUCAAACCACAAAGAACUUGGAGAGCUUGGAGACUUGGACAAGGCGAAGAACCUUGCUAAAAAGGAGCAGGUGCAAGAGACGCUUCUGAGCGUCGCCCCUGGUAACCAGAAGGUGGAAGGUAAGACCGAGGGCCAAUUGGGCAAGAGUGAGCACGCCAAAACCGAAGGUCAGCUUGGAAAGACCGAAGGCAAGACCGAGGGUCAACUAGGCAAAACUGAAGGACAGUUGGGCAAAACUGAAGGACAGUUGGGCAAGUCCGAGGGCCAAUUGGGUAAGGUUGUUGGUCAGGCUGGUAAAACAGAGGGUCAGCUCAGAAAAGACCAUCUCAAGACCGAAGGCGACCUUGGUAAGACUGAAGGCCAGCUUGGUAAGACUGAAGGCCAGCUUGGUAAGACUGAAGGCGACACCGGCAAGCGUCAGUAG
Messenger RNA from Candidozyma duobushaemuli, 426 nucleotides. RefSeq lists its product as uncharacterized. The coding region runs from base 1 to 426 and encodes 141 amino acids. The record is from RefSeq and is a predicted model, not a curated record. The transcript has a single exon. NCBI's taxonomy places the organism in Eukaryota, Fungi, Ascomycota, Pichiomycetes, Serinales, Metschnikowiaceae.